AUGUUAUGGAAGAAUCAAAUAGUUCGAUUAUUUCUCGGGCUCAUCAGUUCCCUUUUCUUGAUAUCGAUUUUGAAGGCAUUUCUGCCGACUAUUGCAUCGGAAGAUUUCUUUUUCCCGGCGUCCUACAAUGGAAAUUUGGAAGGUUUGCAAGAGAAACGUGUACGAGAAGCUCGGGAGCUCUUUCAAUUAUAUCGUGAAAAUGAAAAACGAUUUUUUGACUUUUCGAUCACCAUCAUCACCACUGAUAGACCUCAAAAUUAUUUGAUUCAGAGCAUCGGUUAUCUUUUCGGUGAGUAUGGGAACAAAGCCAGGCCAUAUAUUGAAAUCUGCAAUGUUGAUCAGCGAUACAACGAGUUUCUCAAAGAGAUUCAAGAUCAUAUCAACAUUUUCAAUGUAUCAGAGAAAAUUCAAUACGACACCGAAAGCUUGGAUCAACGAUUGGAAAAAGAGGCACGAGAUUAUUGGAAAUGUUUGCAAAAUAGUGAUCGACAUUCACCAUUCAUUCUUUUGCUUGAAGAUGACGCUGUGGCGACUCUAGAAUUUGCAAAACUUAUCCAAUCAGUGAUCUCACAUCUAAAAUCUCAUGACUCAAUCGAUUAUGUCAAACUUUAUUAUCCACCCAGAAAAUGCGGCAAUCCGGCAGUGUUUCUGAUUUUCAUUAUCUCCCUUUCUUUUUCAUGGUGUCUCCUCUAUCUUUCAUCUUUCAUUCAAUGGUCACCUAAUGGUCCAAAGGAUUUGGAUCAUCGGUGGAGCGCAGGCGGUGUCUACUUGUCGUACCCGAAAUCUUGCUGUACGCAAGCGGUUUUGUUUAGGACUUGUCGAAUCGCCGAAAUCGUCUCGGAGUUGAGCAAAAUUCCUGGAAAUAUUCAGCUACCAAAGGACAAAAUCCUUGACUCUUCAAAGUUCGUCGGCCGAUCCACCGACACAAAUCUUUUCAUUCACAUCGGCUCGUACAGCAGUGUACUACGUAAAAACGUCCAUCUCGACGAUUUGGUGCGUGGAUUUGAGCUCUCG
This is a messenger RNA of Mesorhabditis belari, 1014 nucleotides long. The record is from the annotation of a GenBank genome assembly. Lineage: Eukaryota; Metazoa; Nematoda; Chromadorea; Rhabditida; Rhabditidae.